ACCCCGAUAAAACCCUUCUCGAGAGUAGCAGUCUAGUUCUCUUCGCCGCCGAACAAGCAUUCCACACUACGUCGGACGUCGUCCACCGUUGUCAGCCCUGCGUGGUUGUUCUGGGCAAGCAGUGAAGAAGGUUCGAAGCCUAGGGUCUUUUCUACUCCCAAAAUCUGGUGUUGUCAGAUUUGGACAAAAACUUUGCGCUGACAGCAAUUUGAGAAAGAGCUGCAGCCAACUAUGCUUCUGGACAAGACUGCCCACAAAGAAACCCUUUAUGAUGUUCUUAGUGUGAAGGAAGAUGCAAGCUAUGAAGAGAUUCGUGCCAGUUACCGCAGUGCUAUACUCAAUUUACAUCCUGAUAAAUUAUUGAAGACAUCUGAGAUGUCAAGCAGUCAUCAAACAUCAGGAGAUAGAUUCCUCACUGUACAGAAGGCAUGGGAAAUUCUCAGCAAUUCAACCUCUCGCUCAGUAUACGAUAAUGAGCUGCGUGGUUCAAGACAGGAUGCAUUGGCUGCAGAUGUUGCAGAAGAUGUAAGCUUACAGGAUAUGAUCGCUGAAGAAGCUGGAGAGGCAUUGGAGCUCUCUUACCAGUGCAGAUGUGGUGAUUACUUCACCAUGGACUCUACAGAAUUGGAGAAAAUGGGGUAUUCAUUGUUGAGGGAUGGAAGUGAGAUUUCUCUGCACACUGUCGAUGCUUUACCGGGGUCAGUAAUUCUUCCUUGUGGAUCUUGUUCUUUGAAAGCUCGUCUACUGAUCAACAUCGAUGAUAACAAUUGAAUUCAUUUACAUUGUGGUUUGUGUGAUUCAUGCCCACAUUCUGUGUUUAUUGCGGCAUAUAUCUUAUGGCAUAUUGAAAGAUCUUCUACAGUAAAUGCAGAAUGAAUUCAAGAGAAAGAUAUGCUGACCUAGUGAGAAUCUAAUUUGUUUUAGAUCCAUGGGCCUUCCUGUGUUUACCUCCUAAAAUGGCCUUGUAUAUAUAUACUGACAAAUUCAGGACCAGAGAAAAUUCACAAAGAAAAUCAUUGUAAUCUA
Messenger RNA from Prosopis cineraria, 1026 nucleotides. RefSeq lists its product as uncharacterized. Gene Ontology annotation, cellular component: nucleus; cytosol. The transcript has 2 exons. NCBI's taxonomy places the organism in Eukaryota, Viridiplantae, Streptophyta, Magnoliopsida, Fabales, Fabaceae. Gene Ontology annotation, molecular function: metal ion binding. Gene Ontology annotation, biological process: tRNA wobble uridine modification; protein histidyl modification to diphthamide. The record is from RefSeq and is a predicted model, not a curated record. The coding region runs from base 232 to 771 and encodes 179 amino acids.